UAACAAUAAGAUAUUGAAAAGAUCAAAGCAAAUAAAUUCGACAGUAAUCUGAGAUUCGGCAAUAUAUUUAAGACGGGUUAUGUUCACGAAAAUUGUGUUUGGUAAAGACUGUCACUAUAUGUAGUGAACCAGUCUUCGGCUUAUACCCACUGAAGAGUAUUCAGGGCAGAUAUUUGAGUAAUGACUUAAUUCUGGAACGGUUGCGAAGAAAAACAAAUAUUGCGAUAAUAUUAAGUGCGAUUCGCUACACAAUUAUGAUGUCAUUGAUAUAAUUUUUCCUGAGAUCGCAUUAAAUGACCAUCAUAGAAACCGUUUUUCUCGUUAUUUUGGAAAUGUAACGAUAUCAAAGGAAAUUGAAAUCUUAUCCCAACAAGCGUGAUAAACCCUUCCAGUCUUCCAUUAAGAUCGUUAGCGCCGGAAGCCGCAUUUAGUGGGUGCGUAUGGCAAGAUGAGUAAUAUCGAAUUCAAGUCAAGAUUCAAGAUAGUGUUGGAGUACACGAUGAAAGUACAAUUGUGUUUGAGGAAAAAUUAAAUACUUAUUUCAAGACCGCCGUUGGAUAGAUGGAGAUGGUAUCGCAACUUGUUAAUUGAUAAAAUAAAUAAUAUGAACAUUGUUCUGUGAAAGAUGACAAAAAGAACAACGUGCAAAUUAUAUUAUUAUUAACUAAGUGCUUGCAGUAACAGUGACAAAUAAGCGUACGUUCAUAGUGGAUAACCUACAUAAGGUUUAAAUGCCAUUAAGAUAUAUAUUUAUUUUUCCAUUGUGUGUUAACGCUAAUGAAGACAAGACCAUAAAUUAUUGACAUUCGCGUGUAUGUAGAUCUGCGUUUCAAGUGUCGAGGAGAGAAGAUACAAUUAUAGUAUAAUAGUACGAAGGCUCACGUGAGCGCUUUUCCUAUGCUGAAUCGUUACCAUUCACACUAACAAGCAAAAGUAAUAUUACGUUCAACUACCAGCUACGUUGGAAUAAAAGAUUGUGUUGAGUCAAGUUGUCCUAGAAGAUGAUAUUCAUUCCGCUUACAAUUACAAUUCUGGGAUUUUUCAGACCUGUGGAUAUGGCAUAUCGAGGUCGCACCACAGUGGCUGAUACGCAUGAAGCCUUACUGACCUCGUUGCUAGGCAGCUACGAAAAGCGGGUUGUGCCCCAAAUAAACGAUACGCAUCCGGUUGACCUUUCCCUUGGCAUCAGGCUGCUGGGACUUAUCGAUCUGUUCGAGCACGAGGAAAUCAUGGAGACUUUCAUGUACCUGGAUCAGAUGUGGUACGACUACAGACUGGAGUGGGACCCCUCGAAGAACCAGCGCGUACACGUAAUACACAUUCCAGUGGACGACCUGUGGCGACCGGAUAUGACCGUUUAUAACAAUGCUGAUGUAGAUAUGGUGUCGAUGAACACGCUGGCGAUAGUCUUCAGUAACGGUCAGGUGUACUACGCUCCGAAAACGAGGAUCCGUUCCCGAUGUGAUAUGGACCUCACCAAGUUUCCCUUCGAUACGCAGCAAUGCGUCAUCAAACUCGGCUCCUUUACAUUUAGUGGUCAGGUCGUGAAUCUUACGUUACUGCCUGUCAACAUGACUUUCACGGACGAGUAUAUGUCUCACAAAGAGUGGUCACUAGAGGAAGUGACGUCAGAACUUUCUAUCACGACUUACGCAUGCUGUCCAGAAAAGUAUCAGCACGCGCUGUUCAAAUUUCGUUUUAAGCGCAACACGGUGUACUACAUGCAGGUGUUUUUACUUCCCGGUGUCAUACUAGCCCUACUCGUGCCAUUUCAGUUCUUGCUGCCACCGGAUUCAAAAGAAAGGCUAACAUUAGGGUCUUGCCUAUUGUUGGGAUGCAUAUUAAUGAUUACCCUAAUACAGAGUUACCUGCCGGAUGCACACCCGACACUUCCAUACUUAGUGCAAUACUAUGGCGUGACAUUGAUAUGGGUUUCUAUUUCUAUCAUAUGUACCAUUGGUGUUGUAAACACACAAAGCCGGGGACGCCGGACAAGGAAAGUUCCAGAACUUGUGAAAAAGAUUUUCUUGAAGACGCUCAAGAAGCUGGUAUGCCUCGGAGACGACGCCUACUACCCGCUUGAGGAGUCAGAGGCGGUCUCGCUACGCAGCCUCGAGAAACAGUCCGUCGUCACACAUGCCGACAGCCCAAGAAACGCCGAGGAAACAAAGAUGGAACGAGACAUGGACGAGAUCCUGCGGCACGUGACCACGCUCGUCAUGCGCACAGCGGUGACUGACUCGCAUUGCGACGCGCAUGCGCAGUGGUACCAAGUGGCCAUGGUGCUCGAUCGCGUUAUGUGUAUCUUCUUCACGGCUAUAUUCGUGAUAUAUACAUGCGCUAUUUUGGGAUAGAUAUUGUUUUACACGUAUGUUGUACAGUUCUCUUCAUUUUCUAUGUUCUUGUUAAGGUUGAUUUGUUUGUGUAGUUUUAAAAUGUUCAAAUUCAAUAUCGAAUAUUUCAACUGCUUUUUGUAUGGUGUCUUUAUAUGUUAAGUAAGCUGUUAUGCUUCGUUUUGAACUGUGAAACAUAGUUAUGGUAAUAUUAUAGAUCUAGUUAAAUAUUUCACAUUACAUCGUUUCGAACGUGUUCAAGAGUAAUAUAACGUGCGAUCAUUUCAUUUCAAAAAUAAAUCCUCAACAUGAGAUUGAAAUACAUUAAUGACAUAUUUAGCAUAAUAUUUAAUAUAUUCUUGUCCUAUACUAUACAGUUGAUAAAAUUCAUUUUGCAGAUACGUGUAGUUAUUAAUUGUAAAGGCAACGCUUUAAUUAACUUUUGCAUUAAAUACGUAUAGAAAAAUUGUUAUGAAUACAGAAUUAAUGCUUGCUAUUAAAACUAAACGUAUUAAAUACAUAAUGUCAUUUGCUUUUCUCGAAAGCAACAUAUGACCUGCCUUCCAGCACAUCUGGAAGAAUUUUCUAUCCUUAAAAAAAAUGAGAGAAUAGUUACCGUUAUGUGUAAAUGUACAUAAUAUCAUAAAGUAGUUUCAAGUAUGGUUCCGCAAGGGAAGGAAAUAAUGGGCAACAAUAACUUACUUUCUUUAUGUUCUAUUCUUUGAUGUUUUGCGUCAAUAAUAAUAAGUUCCAUUCUGAUAUACUUACAAUGCAAAAUUCUCUGGAACGUGCUCUAUCGUAAUGUACUGAACGCACGGAAUGAAAUCUUCAUUGGCGUCAAAGCAUCUACAUUAUUCUAAACGCAUAAAGAACGUAACCCGAUAAAGUAAAAUUUAAUCUUAUUUCAUUCAAGCCAAAUGCAAUUACAAUUUGGUAAUAUGUAUGUAUUCAAAAUUGUCAUUUAAUACAAAAUUGAGUUUUUUACAAAAACGCUGCGUCCAUCAAUUUAAUUUGAAAUCAGUUUCCGGCCCAGCCAAAACGCAGCGACGAAUCCGGCGACCCCAAUAACGCUGUAAGACAUUAGUCUGCAUCUCUUGCACCCACUUGUGGUGUUGUCGUGUCUUGGAGUAACCUGCAUAUAUGUAAGACACGUGGAGAAUCUUUAUAACAUUAAAUAAAGAGUCUGCAACUUAAUCAGCAGAAACAACGGUGGGUCAUUCUGCAACUUCACUAACUGUUAACUGAACUAGCUGUAACCAAGGUAUGUCAUCCUGCAACUGAACUAGCUGUAAACAAUAUGUCAUCCUGGAACCGAACAAGCUGUAACCAAUGUGCAUUUUGUGUUUGUCAUUCGAAGAAUUUGUUUGAUGAGAAAAUUGUGCGUGAAUUUCAUAUACAUAUUAUCUGCAAAUGUUAAAUUGUAAUUUAAAUAUGCGCCCUGACACAAUAAAAUAAUUAUAUUCAA
Molecule: messenger RNA, 3798 nt
Organism: Dreissena polymorpha
Lineage: Eukaryota; Metazoa; Mollusca; Bivalvia; Myida; Dreissenidae
Product: neuronal acetylcholine receptor subunit alpha-6-like
Exons: 10
Coding region: 1002-2354 (450 amino acids)
Biological process (GO): regulation of membrane potential; nervous system process; chemical synaptic transmission
Cellular component (GO): synapse; neuron projection; membrane
Molecular function (GO): neurotransmitter receptor activity; extracellular ligand-gated monoatomic ion channel activity; transmembrane signaling receptor activity
Source: RefSeq, a predicted model, not a curated record